ACUGCAGUCAAAGAUAACUUUAUUCGAACUACACAGCCUUGCUUUUAAGCCUCUCUCAACCUGCCCCCUCUGGGCGCAGAUGCUCCAAAAGACACGUACUCACAAACCUCCGUAGGCUAUCACCCUUAGCCGGAAUGCUGGCAAAUUGUGAGCCGGUUCGGAUAUGCCAGGAAAUGGGUCGCCACAACGGUUUAUUUAGAUUGUGCAAGAUCACCAUAAUCUUCAAAUUUAGAAUUACAUUUCAAAAGCUAACAAACUAACAUAAAAUACAUUUUAAUUAAAUACUCAUUUAUUUUCCAAAGCCACAGGGAGCCGCAGCACAGAGUUGAAAGAGUUGCAUGCGGCUCCGGAGCCGCGGGUUGCUGACCCCUGGUCUAGACAAAACACAACACCAGGUUUUCACAAUGAAGCCAUGGGUUACAUGGAGGAGUAUAGCACAGGACCAGGCCUUGCAGCCACAAUGUUCAUGCUGAACACAAUGCCAAAUUAAUCUGAAUAAUGUCUACUUGAUUGUGAUCCAGUUCCUGCAUAUUUAAGUCAGCUCCAUCAAGGGCACUAACCUCUACAGUAUCCAGGACAUCUUUGAGGAGCACUGCCUCAAAAAGGUGGCAUCUAUCAUUAAGGAUCCCCAUCAUCCAGCACAUGUCUUCUUAUCACUACCAUCAGGAAGGAAGUAUAGAAGCCUGAAAGUACACCCUCAAUGAUUCAGGAACAGCUGCUUCCCCUUUGCCAUCCAAUUUCUGAAUGGACAUUGAACCCAUAAAAAAUCCCUCCCUACUUUUUUAUUUUUUUGUACUACUUAUUUAAUUUAACCAUUUCAUAUAUAUAUAUAUACACACACACAAAUACUGAAAUUCACUUUUCCCUCUAUUAUUAUGUAUUGCAUUGUACAGCUGCCACAAAGUUAACAAUUUCACGACAUAUACCAGUGAUAUUAAACCUGAUUCUGAUCCUGAGAAUAGAAUAGAAAUUUAUUGUCAUUGCUCAAGUCAACGAGAUUGCACUCCAUGCAAAACAUAUAUUUACAAUGCAUGUGGUAUAAUUUAAUUUAAAAAAUAAUCCCCAAAUUUACAUGCAACAAGGAAAGGUUUUCAACAUGGCUGAAGUAACUGCAGACUGCUGUCUAUCAGAUCUAUCAAAGUUCAAAAUAAAUUUAUUAUCAAAGUAUGUAUAUGUCACCAUAUACUACCCUGAGAUUCAUUUGCUUGUGGGCACUUGCAAUAGAAGAAAGGACUAAGUGAAGAGCCAAUGAAUCUGUUGUUGACCUGUUGUGAUGCAGGCAAAUUGGAGCAUAUCCAAGUCACUCCUCAGGCAGGUUUCAUGACCAAACUUUCAAAGCACCUCAUCAGAGAUAAUGUAACUUAAUUCUAGCAAUUGAGACAGGUUACAAUCUUCUUCUUGGGUACCAGUAUGAUCAAAGCCUGCUUGAGGCAGGUACAUGUCCCCUCUGACCUACAAUGAAAAGAAAGUCCUUGACAAAUGAACUGAAGUAGGUUGAGUCUCAGGCUGUGCCCUGGGGAACUCCUACAGUAAUGCCCCAGGGUUGUGCUAUCAGACUUUCAAUAACCUUCCUUUCACCUUCCUUUGUGAGAGGUGUAAAUCCAACCAUUGCAGUUUCUGCCCUUUGACUGCCAUUGACGUAGGCUUUUCGAAACAUCCUGAUGCCAAAAGCAGUUAAAACUUACCUUAGCCUCAAAGGCAGUUUGUGUUUUCAUGUCUGGAGCUGGACCAUGAUGGGGUUUAGAAUGGAGAUCUGGGCUUUAGAGAGCAUCUGCAUAUUGGUAUCUCUCAGCAUUCUUUACAACAGUAUUUCCUAAAGAAGGCUGAGAAACUUCACCUGAAAUGUAAAGUGAUUAAUGCAUAUAUGGAAACUAAACAUCUGUUUGUCAAUAAUGUCAUCCUCUCUUUAUAGAAGAAAUGAAAAUAGAAGCCCUUAGCAGAGAGAAGAAGGAAUUACAGAAAUCCCAGGAGAAGCCUCGGGCACCUACUGGUUUUGGAUUUAUUUCACUUUUAUGGCAUUUGAUUUUCCUCAAGCCACAAAUAACAGAGAAACAUGAAAAGAGAAAAAAUGUUCGGUUCAUAUUCAUUCAGUUCAGUGCAUGGCAAUUUGCAGGAAAUGAAAAGUUGUGGGCUGGGCUCAUUACCACACUCUGUGACGACAUUAAGAACCAGUUUGGAUGCAUCCCAACUAGCAUCGUCAGGGCUCUUGGUCAUCAAGAUACUAUUCUAAGAACAAAUUCCAACUGUGAAUGGGUGUCCAAAAAGGUACUGGGAAUUCCACUAUGGCUUAUUUUCACCUUACUCCUUUUGAUAGCCUCUCUAUUAGCAUUCUUCAUCUUAGUUCAUGGCUUCACCCUCAGCCAGAUGAGAAAUAAUUAUGUUGGAGCAGUCAAAGGCAUUAGUUUUGGCUUAAUUGGAAUGUCUGUACUCAUGCCAAUAAAAAACACAAUCAUGGUAAGCAGGAAUAUGAUUGUCAGUCAGAAGGAAAAAAUGAAGACCCUAAUGAAUAAAUCGGACUUCAGUAGUCAGCUAGGCUUCAUGAAUGAUGUGAAGCAAGAAGUUGAAGUCCUUACAAAAUUCAUCCACUACAUGGAAGUCUUUGAACGAAGAAAGAUUCGAAUAGUACUGAAAAUCAUCAGCCUUGACAGAUGCACUCCAGAUAAAAUUGUUGGUGUUCUGGAUGCUAUGAACAUCCUUCUUUCUGAUCCAGAUGCCCCUUUUAUUUCAAUACUUGCUGUUGAUCCUAGCAUUAUUGCAUCCUGUGUUGAGAAAUCUAAUAGCUUGAAAAGCAUUGCAGAAAAUGGCUAUGAGUUCCUCAACCGGAUUGUGUCACUACCGUUUUCUGUCCCCAAAAUGGACACUCAGACCAAGCUCAAAUAUAUUCAGUGCAUAGUGAAUGGGAAGAAUGCCCUCCUGGAAGAAAGUCUGUCACCUAAACAAGUCAUUAGACAAGUAAGCAGAUUCAGGAAAUUCUCUGCUGAAAAUAACCCAUUGAUUACUGUUUCUUGUGAAAACAACCAAUCUUUCAAACAAAGAAAUGAUCAAAUGAAACCAGGUUAUUAUAUUCAACAGGCAUAUCAGUAUUUAACAGACAAGGAUGGUGAUCUCCAUGAAUACAUCGAGGAGAACUUUCUACAAAUGAAGAGGAUAGUAAACAUAAUCUCAGUUAUGAUUGGACUAAUGGUAGAAAGAAAUGCCCCAAUGAGUUCUUUUCCACCUCAGAGAAUUGUUGCAUGGGUCAUUUUGGCAAGUAACUGGCCGUGCCGUCUCAGUUGGAUCUGGCAAUGUUGGGAAGAUGCUGAGCAAAGGAGAGAGUUACAUGAAGAAAAAGAGAUUGACGAUGAAAUGCUUCUGUGGACCAUUUAUGAAAAUUCUUCAGAGAAGUUUAAAACCAUAAGAUCCAGUAUUGAAAAAUUGUUGGAACUGGAUGGAGAUCCUGAAAUCUUCCAGAAGCUUCUGUCAAUCAGUUACAAAUUCACCAUGAAAGAAGGAAAAAUCAUGAUUCCAUUUACAAUCAAUCUAGAUCAAUCUUUAAAAAGAAAGAUGGAAAUUAUUCUUGCAAGAAAUUUGUGAGCAAUCAGAGGGUGAAGUGUAAUAUCCAUCUCCUGCCAAUGAGAGUCCACAUAUUGAGAGAGACAUGACAGAAAAUAGUUAAUUUUCUACUGAGAACAAGACAGUACAUCGCCUGACUCUUGAAUUAUACAGAUGUGAAUAUACAAUAGCAAAGAUGAGUAUCAGAGACCAGCAAGAAUAGACAGAUUUUUCUAAUGAACUAAUCAUUCAUUGUGGGAAAACUUGAAUCACAACACCAUCAACAUGAACAUGCAUAGGGCUGCCCCAGGGCUCAACUCUUCUUCUAUGUCAGUUCUCCCUCCCCCUUUCAAUCUUUUAAUCUACUUUCUUUUUAAGUACCCCCUUACCAACCAAUCUAAUCUUCACAAUCAAAUGACAUGCAGAGUUCCAGAGUUCCACCAACCAAUGUGGGAGGUAGUUUACAUGCACCUCAAUUUUUAAAUAACUUUGUAACCAUGUUACAAAGGCAGAGGGGUGAGGUGGCUCUGUUGGUAAAAAGAAUUAAAUCAAAUCCUUAGAAAGAGGCAACAUGGGAUUGGGUAAAAGGGAAAUUGCAAGGGUAAAAAGACCCUGUAUUAGCUCCUGAACAGUAGCCAGUAUGAGGGAUAUAAAUUUCAAUGGGAAAUAGAAAAGGUAAUGUUACAAGAGACAUAGAGGAUUUCAAUAUGCAGAUAGAUUGGGAAAAUCAGGUUGGUGCUGGAUCCCAAGAGACGGAAUUUGUAGGAUGCCUAUGAGAUAGUUUUUUAGAGCAGCUUGUGGUUGAGCUCGUUAAGGGAAAACCAAUUCUGGGUUGAGUGUUGUGUAAUAAACCGGAUUUGAUUAGGGAGUUUAAGGUAAAGGAACCCAGUGAUCAUAAUAUAAUUGAAUUCACCCUGCAGUUUGAGAGAGUUUAGAUAAAGUCAGAUGCAUUGGUAUUACAGUGGAGUGAAAGGAAUUACAGAGACAUGAGAAAGGAGCUCAGCAAAAUUGAUUGGAAGGAGACACUAGCAAGGAUGACUGCAGAACAGCAAUGGCUAGUGCUUCCAGGGACAAUUUGGGAGGCGCAGGAUAGGUACAUCUCAAAGAUGAAGAAGUAUUCUAAAGAGAGGAUGAGGCAACCAUGAGUGACAAGGGAAGUUAAAGACUGCAUAAAAGCAGGUGGCAUAUAACAAAAAUAAUGGGAAGUUAAGAGUAUUUGGAAGCUUUUAAAAACUAAAGAAGACAACUAGAAAAGGCAUAAGGAGAGAAAUAUGAAUUAUAAAGAUAAGCUGGCCAUAAAAAUUAGAGGAUACCAAAAGUGUUUUUUUAUAUAUAUAUAUGGGAGGGGGAAGGGAGGGGGAAGGGAGAGGGAGAGCGACGAAGAUAAAGAAAGGAAAAGUAGUAAAUAUUGUACCACUCAUAAAAGAUUCUGGUAGUAAUAGGGGACAAAGAAAUGGCAAAUGUACUGAGUAAGUAUUUUGCAUCAGUCUUCACUGUGUAAGACAUAAACAGUUUUGCCAAAAAUUCAAGAGUGUCAGGGGGCAGAAGUAAUUAUAGUUGCUAUUACUAAGGAGAAGGUGCUUGGGAAGCUGAAAUAUCUGAUUGAGAAGUACCCGGACCAGAUUGAGUACAUCCUUGGAUUCUGAAAGGGAGAGUCGAAGAGAUUUUGGAGGCAUUAUUAAUGAUUUCCAAUAAUCACUAGAUUAUGGAAUGGUUCCAGAGGACUGGAAGUUUACAAAUGUUACACCAGUCUACAAGAAGGGAGGGAGGAAGAAGAAAGAAAACAAUAGGCCAGUUAGCCUGACUUCAGUGGUUGGGAAGAUGUUGAAGUUCAUUAUUAAGGAUGAGGUUUUGGGGUACUCGGAGGCAAAGAAUAAAGUAGGCUGAAGUCAGCAUGGUUUCCUUAAGGGAAAAUCUUGCCAGACAAAUCUGUUUGCAUUCUUUGAGGAUAUAACAGACAAGAUAGACAAAGGAGAAUUAAUGGGCGUGGCUUACUUAGAUCUUGGUGCUGCACAUGAGGCGGCUUAACAAGAUAAGGACCCAUGGUAUUACAGGAAAGAUACUGACAUGUAUUGAAGGCUGGCUGAUUGGCAGGAGGCAAAGAGUCAGAAUAAAGGGGGCCUACUCUGGUUGGUUGCUGAUGAUGGGGGGGGCCAGUAUUGGAAUCGCCCCUGUUCAUGUUUAUACGUCAACGAUUUGGAUGACGGAAUUGAUGGCUUUGUGGCCAAAUUUGCAGAUGAUGCAAAGAUAGGUGGAGGGGCAGGCGGUCUUGCACAGAUUUGGGGAAAAUGGGCAAAGAAGUGGCAGAUGGAAUGUAGCGUAGGGAAGUGCAAGGCCAUGCAUGUUGGUAGAAGUGGAUGUGGAGUGGAAGUUUCCUAUAGUAGAUGAGCCUAGGACUGGAGGACACAGCCUCAGAAUGGAGGGACAUCCAUCUAGAAUAGAGAUGAGAAGGAAUUUCUUUAGCAAGAAUAUGGCGAGUCUGCAGAAUUCAUUGCUAUGGAUGGCAGCGGAAGCCAUCAUUGAGUAUACUUACAGCAGAGGUUGAUAGGUUCUUGGUUAGUCAGGGCAUCAAAGGUUAUGGGGAAAAAGCAGAAAAACGGGGAGAAUGAGAGGGGUAAUAAAUCAGCCAUGAUAGAAUGGUGGAACAGACUUGUUGGGUCCACUGCCUAAUUCUGCACCUAUGUCUUAUAGUCUUAAAGACAUAUAUCAUGAAAAUCAUUGGUUUUGUUGCAGCAGUUCAAUGCAUAUCUUUAAAAUUACUGUAAGCUACAAUAAGAAAUAUAUCUGUAUAUCAAAAUAAGUAGUGCAAAAAGAGAACAAAAUAAUGAGAUGCUGUUCAUAGGUUCAUGGAUCAUCCAGAAAUCUGAUGGUGAAAGGGAAGACACUAUUUCUAAAAAUGUUGAGUGAAUGACUUCAAGCUCCUGUACAUCCUCCUUAGUUGUAGUAUUUGGAAGAGGGCAUGUCUUGGGUUGUGAGGGUGCUUAAUGAUGGAUGCCGCCUUAUUGAGGCAUCACCUUUUGAAGAUGUCCUCGAUGAGAAGGGGGCUAGUGCCUCCAUACCGGACAAUGAUGCAACUAGUCAGAAUGCUCUCCAAGGUACAGUAAGUCUGUAGAAAUUUGCUAGUCUUCGGUGCUGUACCAAAUCUCUUCAAGCUCCUAAUAAAAUAUAACCACUGAUGUCCCUUCUUCAUAAUUGCAUCAAUAUUUUAGGCUCAGAAUAGAUAGAAACAUAUAAAACCUACAGCACUAUAGGCUCUUUGGCCCAUAAUACUGUGCUGACCAUGUACAAACAUAUACUUUAGAAAUUACCUACGGUUACCCAUAGCCCUCUAUUUUCCUAAGCUCCAUGUACCUAUCCAGGGAGUUUCUUAAAAGAUCCUAUUGUAUCCACCUCCACCACUGUCACUGGCAGCUCAUUCCAUGCACUCACCACUUUCUGUGUUAAAAAAAACUUACCCUUCACAUCUCCUCUGUACCUUCUUCCAAGCACCUAAAAACUGUGCCUUCUUGUGUUAGCCAUCUUCCGAGAUCCUCUAAAUAGCAUCCACAAUAAUUAGCAAAUGACCUAAUGGAACUGAUGUAUAAAGUACCACUUGGUGGUAUUUGAUGGGAACUUACUGAAGCUCAUUGCUGGAUUGGUGCAAACUGAGCACAUGAUAUGAGCUGCAUUACUGGCAUCUAAGUUAACAGUGUUAAUGUCAAACCAAUUUUGUAUAGUCACUGAUGUUGCAAAUUAGCUUCUUGGCAUCCUCUGAUAAGUAGAUUCAUUACACUUUCUAAGACUGUAUGCAAGAUGAAUGUAAGACUAAUAUGUAUGUACACAUUACAUACCCUCUGGGCAGACAGGGCUCGUCAGCUGUGGUUGGCAGCUCAUCUACAAAAUAACCUCUGAUCUCAAAGCUCAGCUACCUUGUGGCUAUACUAACUCAUGGGGUAAGUUUCAUAAGUAGAACCUGAGGAAAAAUCUGGAACUGGAGUCCCUAAUACAAUCCUAUGUUGAGCUCAAUACUGCCUGGCAACUCCCCUGUGAUGUCACUGAUGUCAAACUGUAUCAGUCUCUGCUGUUUUUUGGAUUCAUCAGAGGGGGAGCCUGCUACAUGGUUGCUCUCCAUAUCAUAUUGCCCUGGCACUGAACAUAAACAACUCUAAGAUGCAAUAUGCAUGGUCAACACCAACCAACUAAAGGCCUUUAUUUCAUGCUAAAUUUCAAUCAAAUCAGCAUCCACAGCCCCAAAAUAAUGGACUUCAGGCUGCUGAAUUUCACCAUUUCCAUAUUUUUAUACAAAUUUCAUCUAAGAAAUGGAUUUUAAAUCUCACUCGCAUUACUUUCCAUCACCAUAUGAGGAAGUUGUAAAUAUAAACAAUAGUCAAAAGGAGAAUACUGUAAGGGGCUGGUUUAAAUGUGAUAUGUGCUUAUGUGUUAUAAAGAGUAUUUAAGGACUGGCUUAGUAAACGGUUGGGGGGGGGGAGAGAAAGACUUAAAGAUGUAUUAUAGGGUUGGGUAAAGUAUGGUGCGUGAACACUAGCAUUAGUAAUUUUGGAUAACAAUAGUUUUACAAUUGAUCAUUACUAAGAUGAACACCUAUCUGAUGCUACAUUAGUACAAACCAAAUGUUUGUGGUCAUGAUGACUGCUUUAUGAUACUUUUAAGCAAAAGAGAAAUAAAAAGUAUAUCCUGCAUUCAUUUGGUGUCUUUCAUGCUACAUAGAACAUACAACAUAGAAAUCUACAGUGAACUAUGUU
Messenger RNA from Hypanus sabinus (Atlantic stingray), 8273 nucleotides. RefSeq names its product NTPase, KAP family P-loop domain containing 1 (gene nkpd1). The coding region runs from base 1918 to 3573 and encodes 551 amino acids. The transcript has a single exon. The record is from RefSeq and is a predicted model, not a curated record. NCBI's taxonomy places the organism in Eukaryota, Metazoa, Chordata, Chondrichthyes, Myliobatiformes, Dasyatidae.